UGCUGCAUUAGUCGGAACAGAACUGAUUAUUAUAGCAUCAGAUCAUUUACUUAAAGGGGUCAUAUGAUGCUACAUGCACUUUUACAAGGUGUUUGAACUGAAAUUUGUGUUGGCGAUGUGUACACAACCACCCUAAAAAUCCAAUCGGGGUUUUGGGGUUGGUAGAAUUUGUUUUUUCCAUGUAGAUAAAAAGUCAGUUAAGUAUCUGACUGGCCUGAGGUUAAUACUGAGAUAUCUGUUUAUAGCUUUACAUGCCAGUUAGAAUCUCAUUGGUUGAACAAAAAACUGUCAAAGCAGAAUUCACACAUUCAUCAUCAUGUGAGAAGACUAUUUGAUACUGCUGCUUAUGCAUUCGUGAACACUUAAUGUGUUCAAUUUGUGAGGAAAUUACACCCUUUCUCACUUCUACUGCAGCAUCAGUGAUCAGAUGAGACCAUGAAGCGGUUUGUACUGUAUUUCUCUGCUGUCUGGAUAUUGUGCCGCUGCUGCUGUCUUGUCUGUGGCAGAGAUCAAGGUGUGUGCAGUGUAGAGAAGCUCAUUACCAGAAUCAAUUUAACCACAGAACUACAGUCUGAAAUCCUGCUGCCGUGCCUUUUUAAACCAGCUCUCACUGGAUCAAACCUGGACAUGAAUUCAAGUGCUGUGUGGGCUCAGAUUACUGAAAACACUGACGCCAUUGUAGAGAUCAAAGUAAAUGAUCAUGAAAUGUUCUGGAAUAACAGAGGCAAUAGAAUUAAGGCAUUCGGUGCUGCUGCUGCAUCUGGAAACUUCUCCAUCCUGAUUGAAGAUGUGCAGCUGUCUGAUCUGGGGCUCUACCGCUGUGAACAUUUCAGAGAUACCAACUGUUCUCUGGGCUAUAAAGAGAUAGAAAUCAGUCUGGCUGCUGUUACAUUAUCACCGCUCAAUAACUGGCAGCUCAUAGUUGCUGCAGGAGGAGGAGGAGGAUUUCUGCUUUUCUGUCUGAUCACUGUGUGUGUUUACUGUACAUGGACAAAACGACAAACAGUUGAUGCAUCAGUCAACCACACAUCACACAAUUGUCAUGACAGUGAAGGACAAAAAAAUGAUGAAAUAACCUAUGCGUCAGUUGUUCCUAAGUCACACAAUUGCCAUGACAGUGAAGGACAAAAAAAUGAUGAAAUAACCUAUGCAUCAGUUGCUCUUAAAUCACACAACUGCCAUGACAGUGAAGUUCUUCUGAAUAAUAAACCUGUAAAAGGCUCUGCAUCAGAAACCAUGGUCAACCCAGAGACGGUCCUUUACUCUACCCUCAAGCAAAGAGAGGGAAGAUGAGCAAGUGAGCAGCAAAACAGACAAAUUAAAGCACUCAAGAAAUAGACUAUAUUUUUAUGGAACUCCCAGCUUCUAUUGUUUGAUUUUAUUUGACAAGAAAUACUAAAUGUUUGAUAUUGUUACAGUAACUCAUUAACAUCAUUAGGACAUUUUCUAAAGCACUAGGGAAACCAAAGUAAACUAAUUCAUACCCUUGUAGUUGUAAUUGUGGAAAGAGUCUAAUAUAUAUCCUUCAUGUAUAUUGGCUUUAUAUUUAUCUCUUGGUUGUUUUUUGUAAUUUUAUAAUAUAUAAUUUUCUUGGCUCAGCUGCAUGAGGCUUGGUUGUUGUAACUAUAGAUGAAGAGUGUGAAACUAAACUCAGCUACUUUAUCACCUAAACCACUGAAUUCUUUGCAGACAACGUGACAGAGCCUCACAUGCAACAGUAAGACAGGAUAAACUGUGUCUGUGUCUAUGAGUAGUUAGCUACUCGAGGCCAAGAUGCUCACAGGAAACGAGUGGAAAUUCUCAUAUCCAUCAGCUUCUUCACAAAUAAGUUAUAGCUUCUGUUUUGUCACAUAGUGUGAAAAGUUGUGUGAAAAUACUUGAGAUAAAGCUCGUAAGCUCGACAAUUGUCAAUUGUGCCAGUACAUUAGAUUUACAAUAAACCUGACUUGAAAGAACAGUUGUUGAACUAUUCAAUUCAGAGGCAUCAUGCCCAUUCAACCCGAGCCAAGUGGAUUUUGAAUUCAGCUUGCAAAAGACAAAAAAUAGCUGAUUAAUAUUUUUUUAAUGAAUAUAUUUGAUUAGAACAUUCAGUGCGUCACAUCACCAGCUGCUAAAUUCAUAACUUUGUUCGCUGGCUGCCACUGAGCCAGACACAGAUGUGUUUUAGAGCUCUGCGCACUAUAACCAAUCACACACGAUUCUGAGCUUAUGAAUGCAAUAGCCAAUCAGAAGCGUUCUGAUGAGUCAUCACUGUAACUCCUGUUUUCAGUGUGCACGCUCACUUACUGAAUUCUCUCAUCAGAAACAGCAAAGUGCAUACGAUGCAAGUAAGAUAUGCAUUUCACAGUGUAAACGGCUUCAGUGAUUAAAAUGAGAGAUUUUGAGAGUGCUUAAACUCUGGUUAGACUGAAAUUGUGAUAAUGAAAUUAUAAUGUUAUUUGGUAAUGUAGCCUAAAUGUUCUUUACUAUCUUUCUGUGCAAUGAAAGUGUAAUUAGUAACUUGCAUUGUUUUUAUUAAAUUCACUUUAAUUACAAUGUCAGUCACAUUAAAAAUAUGUUAUGGCAUGACACCAUCAAUAUGUGGUAGCUAUGUAAAAAGAUUACUAGUGGUGUUUCGUCCAUAUAAGAUGUGAAUUAUCUGCAUACCCAGGCCAUUUAAGAGAAUAAGUUCAUGUGAUAAUUACAAUAAACAUGAUUAUAUAAUGAUACAAGACAAACUAAAAUAUUUUGUCAAAUAAGAUAAAUUAUGAACUUUUUUAAAUACAAUAAAGGUGUUUUUGAUAAAUUAACAAAAGUUCUUUACUUUUCUUGAAACAAUACCUUCUAAACAUUAAACAUUCACUGUCCGUCUUUAUUCACCUCUUCCUUGUGGUUUCUCAUUACAUUUCACUAAACUAAAUAGUGUAAAUUGCAUUGCUAAUGUCAAAGAAUAGAACAUUUUAUUCAAUGUUACAAGGUGCUCCAUCUGUGCAACUGGAAUUUAA
Molecule: messenger RNA, 2984 nt
Organism: Carassius gibelio (silver crucian carp)
Lineage: Eukaryota; Metazoa; Chordata; Actinopteri; Cypriniformes; Cyprinidae
Exons: 7
Coding region: 436-1293 (285 amino acids)
Source: RefSeq, a predicted model, not a curated record